Molecule: messenger RNA, 3240 nt
Organism: Toxotes jaculatrix (banded archerfish)
Lineage: Eukaryota; Metazoa; Chordata; Actinopteri; Toxotidae
Gene: adgrd2
Product: adhesion G protein-coupled receptor D2
Exons: 24
Coding region: 1-3240 (1079 amino acids)
Biological process (GO): adenylate cyclase-activating G protein-coupled receptor signaling pathway; cell surface receptor signaling pathway
Cellular component (GO): membrane
Molecular function (GO): G protein-coupled receptor activity
Source: RefSeq, a predicted model, not a curated record
AUGACUGGAGCCCUGCACACUGGACUCAUACUCUUCUCCAUUAUGGUGGUAUGUGAGAGUGAGCCAACACAUGCUGGUGCAGACAGAGAGUGGGGCUCACAUGGACAAUCCAGACUGGUCCACCUCGCGUCCCACUCGGCCUUCCAGCUGGUCAAUGACUCGCUGGCCUUUUCCAGGGCAGACAGUUUUUGCAGAGGCCAGUUCAGCUCCCUCGCCACCCUGGACCAGUCAGAGGACCAGGAAGGGGCUUUAGAGCUGCUUCAACAGAGUGGACUUCACUCACCUAUCUGGGUGAGGGACCCCAACAAAGCAGCCUCCAAGCCUGUGGCCCUCUCCAAGCAGUAUGUAAAGUUCUCAGCUCUGAACUUCCCAAAGGAAUCCCGUGAGGGCUUCGCUCGUGUCAACGUCUCCUUCCCCGCCCUAUCGUCUCUCAGCGUGUGCGUUCGAGUUCAGUGGGACAGAGAGUGGAAUGAGGUGUCCACCAUAUUCUCCUAUGCUGCACCUGUCCUUACCAACGAGUUCCAGCUGCGAGGACAAGUGGACAUGAAUGAACGCAUCCUUUUGGCGCUCAUCAUCCAGGGGAAACAUCUGCCGUAUAAGGCGUCCUUCCCCAAUGACGGGGCAUGGCAUCACAUCUGUGUCACAUGGCGCAGCAGCAGUGGCUACUGGGCUGUCUAUGUGGACGGGGACAGGAAGGACACAGGUUCACGCACAGACAUUUCCAGGGACAUCCAUGGAGAUGGAAUAUUCAUUCUGGGUCAGGACCAAGACUCCUUUGGGGGGAAUUUUACAGAGCCAUUUUUUGGAGCUAUCACUGACCUGAAUGUUUGGAAUAUGUCCCUGGAAAUGAGGCAUGUCACUGCCCUCAAUGCGUGUUCACCCAUGACCCAGGAAGAAGUGCUUUUUAGUUGGAAGCUAGACCAGCUGAGCAGCCACCCAGUGGUCAAAGAGGUGCAGGCCCUUCUGUUUUGCCCAGCAGUGCACCAGCAGAUGGAGCUGCAGGGCUGCAGGAUGCUGCAGAGCUGGUCGGAUCAGCUCCCACUGUUCGGCCUGACGGACUGCUCUGAGCCACUGCCAUUCAUCUGCAGGAGCAGCAGAGAGCGUUACCAGAAAAUGAAGCAGAUGAGUGAUUCUCAGAGCUCUCAGCCUACUACCUUUAUGAACCAUCUGAUGAAGAUUUCCAACAAAACCCAGCCAGUGCUGGGGCAGCAAACAUCAGGGCUGAGCAGCCUGGCCCAGGCGUCCACCCUGCUGGACAUCUCUGUGCAGGCCCUGGAGGACACCCAGCAGGAGGGACUGCAGCCAACAGACAUGGUGUCCCUCAUCCAGUUGCUUUCUGUGGCUGCUGACAUCCCCACGCAACCUCUCACUGAUUCCGCCAACGACAGCCGUGACAGCAUCCAGGAGCUCAGCCAGCACUUCAUCAGCGUGGCCGACAGCAUCAUCAGCGAAGACAACGCCCUCAAGUGGCAGGCCAUCAGAGAGGUGGUGAAUGGCCCCAUGGAUGUGGUCAAGAGUAUUGACCGGAUGGUGACCAGCCUGAGCCCUCGCUUGAUGGCAGAGACUGAUCACCUGACCAUUCACAGCCCCAAUAUCAAACUGGAGGUGCAGCAGCAGAUGCUGCAGGAAGGAUUCAGAGGCUCGAGCUUCUGUGGGCCUGAGACAGAAAAACACACCAACCUAGACUGUAUUUCAGUCCCACAUGAGAAGAUACAGGAUCUCCAUAACAACGGCUUCCACAAGCUCACGUUGGUCAACACGUGGUACGGCUCUCUGCGGCCCCUUUUCAGUUCAGAGGAGAACAUCACCAUGGUUCCUACUGUCACGGACGGCAGCCAGCGGUAUUUGGGCACUGUCCUGGGCUCUUCUGUCAUUUCCACCACAGCGCUGGGAGAUGAUCAGCCAGUUAGUACAGCAGUUCGCUUCCAGCUCCAGCACCGAGUACAGAAUCCCAUUGGUACCGUGUAUGAUCCAGUGUGUGCCUUCUGGGACUUUGAUCUCACUCCAGAGGCGGGUGGUUGGUGGAAUACCAAAGGCUGUGAGGUAGUGUCCAAAGAAUAUGGAUACACUGUGUGUCAUUGCAACCACACCACCAAUUUUGCAUUGCUGCUGCAAGUUUAUGAAGCCCAGAGGAGCCCAGAGAACGAAAACGCUCUGCAGGUGCUGACGUUCAUUGGCUGUGGAGUGUCUCUGUGUGGCCUCCUCUUCACCUUCAUCCUCUUCAUCGCUGUGGGUGUCCCUAAAUCUGACCGAACCACUGUCCAUAAGAACCUGAUUGUUUCUCUGGGAAUCGCUGAGCUGCUGUUGAUGUGCAGUGACUGGGCGUCUGCCAGCGAGGUGGCGUGCUUCAUGGUGACUGCACUUCUCCACCUCUUCUUCAUGGCCUCCUUCUCAUGGAUGCUGGUGGAGGGCCUGCUGCUCUGGAGCAAAGUCGUAUCCGUCAACAUCAGUGAGGGCCGCAGGAUGAAGCUCUAUUACAUCAUUGGCUGGGGACUACCUGUUCUGAUAGUUGGUGUAACAUUGGCGGUAUCAGUGGACGGGUACAAGGCAGAUAAUCACUGCUGGCUCAAUGUGAAGACUGACACGAUCUGGGCCUUUGUGGGACCUGUUAUUUUUGUCUUGGCGGUCAAUGCAGUUGUGCUGUGUCGGGUUGUCAUGGUGACCGUUUCCAGCGCUCGUCGUCGUGCUAAGAUGCUCAGUCCAAGCUCGGCAUCAAAGAUGCAGACCUUUGACCUCACCUGGGCUGUGACCCGUCCAGUUCUCAUCCUGCUGCCGGUGCUGGGUCUGACCUGGCUGUGUGGAGUUCUGGUCCAUCUGUCUGUUGUAGUUGCCUAUGUCUUCAUUGCUCUCAAUGCUUUCCAGGGCCUGUAUAUCUUCUUAGUGUAUGCUGUUUACAACAGUGAGGUGAGGAAUGCCAUAAAGAGGAUCAAAGAAAAGAGAAAAGCCUUAUCUUUCACGAACUGUUCCCAGCCAACCAGCUUCCUGCCUUCCCAAAGGGCCCCAAUUACCUCCUGGUGCCGUAGCCCUCCAACCCCCUCCAGCCCUGAGACCAGUGAGACUUCAGCACCACCCAGCUCCACCUCCACAUCACUGGUCAUCAAGAAUGAGAGUUUCAGAAGGGAGAGCUUUGUGAGUUUCUCUUUAAAACCAGCAUCAGGAAACCAAGUGGUCCAGCUGACUGGGUUCAAACCUUCAGGUACAACACUUGAAUCAUUUGGUGUGAAAGCUCUUCCAGACUAA